AAUCCCCGCCCCUCUCAAAAUCGUGCCGCAGGGUUUAAGCGGUGAGAGAGAGAGAGAAGGAGGUCAAAAUGAUUCCUCGUCGAGCCCUGGUUUCUCUCAGGCGGCAAGCAGCAGGGGCAGCCAGCAAGCCCAACACCACCGUCCCUCGUUUUUCCUCCACUUAUGGAACAACAAAACCUAACCUUGAUUCACUUUUUAAUUCCGCGCUAUCGCAGAAUCAAAAGAAGCCCUCCUUAAGAUAUCUCUCCUGUUAUUGUCCUUGGGUUUCUGUAGCAGGUAACAACAAUGAUAUGGUUAGCAAUGGAGUCUUGGUUGUUCGGAAUUUGUCCACGCGGUCGAUGAAUGACUCGUCAAAUAGGCCUCCUAAGGAGACGAUACUCCUGGAUGGAUGCGACUUCGAGCAUUGGCUUGUCGUCAUGGAGCCUCCCGACCCUAAUAUCACUCGUGACGAAAUCAUUGACAGCUAUAUCAAAACCCUAGCUCAGGUUCUUGGCAGUGAAGACGAAGCACGGAGAAAGAUUUACUCGGUAUCGACGAGGCAUUACUUUGCCUUUGGAUGCCUUGUUUCAGAGGAACUCUCGUAUAAAAUCAAGGAGCUGCCAAGGGUUAGAUGGGUACUUCCCGAUUCUUAUCUGGAUGUCAAGAAUAAGAGCUAUGGAGGGGAACCGUUUAUUGAUGGACAAGCUGUGCCAUAUGAUCCCAAGUAUCAUGAAGAAUGGGUCCGAAAUAAUGCCCGGGCAAAUGAAAGAUCAAGGCGUAAUGACAGGCCAAGGAAUUAUGAUAGGUCGAGAAACUUUGAGAGGCGGAGGGAGAAUAUGAUGAACAGGGAUAUGCCGCCACCUCCACCCCCUUCAACACCAAACUCUGUGCCUCAGAACCAGGGUGGUCCUAACCAGGGAGUGCCCCCCGUUGGUAAUCAUGAGUUCCAGAACCAGGGACCACCUUCCCCAAUGCCAAAUCAGACUUUUGCAAGUCAGACUCAGAAUGUGCAACCACCAAAUUUAAAUGUACCACCACCAGUGCAGAACCCAGGUUUCCAGAACCGACCACCACCACCACCGCCGAUGCAGAAUCGUGAUUUCCAGAAUAGCUAUACAACACACCCUGUGCAAAAUCAGAAUUUCCAAGCUAGAGAUAUGAACGUACCUCCUCAGAUGCAGAAUUGGAACACACCGCCACCGGUUCAAAAUUGGAAUUCCCAGAUUAGGGACACAAGCAUGCCGCCUGCUACACCAAAUUGGAAUUCUCAGCCUCCUCCAACACAGACUUGGAAUUCCCAGGGUAGGGACAUGAAUAUACCUCCUCCACCUCCAGCACAGACAUGGAAUUCCGAGAGUAGGGGCAUGAACAUGCCUCCAUCUCCAGUGCAGACGUGGAACUCACAGAAUAGGGAUAUGAACACACCACCAACAACACAGAAUUGGAACUCUCAGAGUAGAGACAUCCCACCUCCCUCUCAAAACUGGAAUUAUCAGAGUAGGGAUGUGAGACCACCAGUUCAAAAUCAGGACUUCCAGGCCAGGGACAUUGAAAAUGUAUCGAACAGUGAUUAUCAGAAUCGGGGGACACAUAUGGGAGGUCUGCCAAAUGGAGAAUACCACAGCAGGGAAAUGCCCACUAACAUGGGCGUGGGAAACAUACCAAGUAGAGAUUACCAAGACAGAGACGUACCUGGUAACAUAAGCAUGAACAAUGCUGAGAGCAGAAGCUACCAGAAGCCGAGCAGUAUGAAUAUGGGAAAUACACCAAAUAGGGAUUACCAAACACGAGACAUGCCCAGUGGAGAUUAUGAACCUGUUGCAAGUAGGAACUUUUAGCUUGGGAAUGACACCUUGGCGGCGAAUAUAAAUUGAAGUUUUGUCAACAUCCGUGCUCAAACCUGUCUUUGCUAUCUUGUAUGCAUCUGGCAUUGAGUGUUCUAAGUUGAAAGUUUUGGCGAUUAGACUGGAUCUCUCUUUUCUUGUUUCCAUAUGAUUCAUAUGAUGAAACUUGCAUUUUGACAAUAUUAAUUGUUUGGUAGUGAUUGUGGUAUUUGCUGAUAGGGUUUACGUUCAAGCUAUAAACAAUUUAUAUUUAGUAAUACUAAAUUAUAUGAUCCGGUUUCUUUAA
Molecule: messenger RNA, 2109 nt
Organism: Nelumbo nucifera (sacred lotus)
Lineage: Eukaryota; Viridiplantae; Streptophyta; Magnoliopsida; Proteales; Nelumbonaceae
Biological process (GO): mitochondrial mRNA modification; cytidine to uridine editing
Cellular component (GO): mitochondrion
Source: RefSeq, a predicted model, not a curated record